UCAAGUCAGUCAGCGAGGAGCGAGCCGAGAGAGCGGACACGGGGAAGGGAAUCUAUCCUACAACUUGUAUGAAAAUCACACCGGGGGACUUUUUGUUUACGCUUUUCUUUUUUUUGAUUUUUGACGUUGUUUUGGAACUGCGCUCGCCGUUGAGGAUCCGCAUUUCUCACAGAAAUACAAGGAUUUAACUGUGAGAACUGGGAGAAAGGAGCGGAGUCUGGAGGUCUAGGGGAGAGGAGAGCGACAGUGCAGCCGGCAGCGGUGCGUCUUUGCGCGGGGGGGAAGCCGGGCAUUGCACCGCGGUUGUUCAGAAUCGCCUCCAAAACGAAAGGAGGCGAUUUGUUUACAUUGUCUCCCUUGGACUUAACGCACUUGGGACAUAUUUUACGCAAAAGUCGCUCGGAAUCUACCUCUCUCCCUCCACGCAUGGUUGGAGUGGACCGUGGAGUGGACCAGGAGGGUUCCUUGAAGACGCAGAUACGGGAUUAACUUCAUUCUCUGGCGGAAUUUUCAGGAUCUAAAAGGACUAUAAACUUAAAUCCACUUUUGGUUUUCUUUGUGGAAGAUGUAUGGCACCGAGUAUGGACCCAGGAACCGGAGCCCAGAUGCGUAAAGAAGCCGAGGAGUGAACGGUUAGCAUGCCAGCUAGUUUCACGCUCCUCCGCGAAACGUCAACAACCCACAAAGUUUAGAAUAAAGGAGUUUACACGUGGAUUUUUUUUUUUUUAAUAACUUUUUUUUGGAAACACGAUUCAAGAAUGCAUUGUGGAUUAGUUUUGUUCCUUUUGAUGGGGAUACUCUUGGCGGCGAAGGCGUUCAAAAACGACAAAUGUGGCGGUAACAUCCGUAUCUCCAGUGCUAGCUACCUCACGUCUCCGGACUACCCCCGCUCGUACCCGUCGUCGCAGAGGUGCACCUGGGUCAUCACGGCUCCGGGGCCCCACCAGCGCAUCCUCAUCAACUUCAACCCCCACUUCGACCUGGAGGAUCGCGAGUGCAAGUACGACUACGUUGAGGUCCGGGAUGGCGUGGAUGAGAGCGGUCAGCUGGUGGGAAAGUACUGUGGUAAAAUCGCUCCUUCGCCCGUGGUCUCCUCCGGAAACCAACUCUUCAUCAAGUUUGUGUCGGACUACGAGACCCACGGAGCGGGAUUCUCCAUACGCUACGAGAUCUUCAAGACAGGUCCUGAAUGUUCUCGAAACUUCACGUCCAACAGCGGAGUGAUCAAGUCUCCAGGUUACCCGGAGAAGUACCCCAACAACCUGGACUGCACCUUCAUGAUCUUCGCCCCCAAGAUGUCCGAGAUCAUCCUGGAGUUCGACAGCUUCGAGCUGGAGCCGGACCCCACGCCCCCUAGCGGUGUGUUCUGCCGCUACGACCGACUGGAGAUCUGGGACGGCUUUCCUGGAGUGGGCCCUUACAUCGGGAGGUACUGUGGACAUAACACUCCGGGCAGAAUCAUCUCCUACACGGGCAUCCUGGCUCUGACAAUCAACACGGACAGCGCCAUCGCUAAAGAGGGCUUCUCGGCUAACUUCACUGUCCUGGAACGCACUGUCCCCGAGGACUUCAACUGCAGCGAUCCUUUGGGGAUGGAAUCGGGAGAGAUCACGUCGGACCAGAUCAUCGCCUCGUCCGAGUACAACCCCAACUGGUCCCCUGAGCGCUCCCGACUCAAGUACUACGAGAACGCAUGGACUCCGGCCGAAGACUCCAACAAAGAAUGGAUCCAGGUGGAUCUUGGGUUUCUUCGGUUCGUCUCGGCCAUCGGAACACAGGGCGCCAUUUCUCAAGAGACCAGUAAGAUCUACUUUGUGAAGUCCUACAAGGUGGACGUCAGCUCCAACGGAGAAGACUGGAUCACGCUGAAGGAGGGCUCCAAACAGAAGGUUUUCCAAGGCAACACCAACCCCACUGACGUUGCCAAGACGAUGCUGCCCAGACCCACGCUGACACGCUACCUUCGCAUCCGGCCCGUUACCUGGGAAACUGGCAUCGCGCUGCGCUUCGAGUUGUACGGAUGUAAGAUAUCAGAGUAUCCAUGUUCGGGAAUGCUGGGCAUGAUCUCGGGCCUGAUCACCGAUAACCAGAUCACCGCCUCCUCCCACACUGACCGCAACUGGGUUCCCGAGAACGCCCGCCUCCUCACCAGUCGCACCGGGUGGACCUUGCUCCCCCAGCCCCAGCCCUUCACCAACGAGUGGCUGCAGGUGGAUCUGGGCGAGGAGAAGCUGCUCAAGGGCAUGAUCAUCCAGGGAGGAAAGCACCGCGAGAACAAGGUCUUCAUGAAGAGGUUCAGACUGGGCUACAGCACCAACGGAACCGACUACAAGAUGGUGAUGGACACGAACGCCAACAAGCCAAAGAUAUUUGAAGGGAACAGUAACUACGACACUCCGGAGCUGCGCACGGUGGAGCCCCUGCUGACGCGUUUCAUCAGAAUCUACCCGGAGAGGGCCACUCCUGCUGGGAUGGGGCUGCGCCUGGAGCUUCUGGGCUGCGAGCUUGAAGCUCCCACGUUGGCGCCCACCACCCAGGCCCCGAGCACGACCCCGUCCGACGAAUGUGACGACGAAAUCAACUGCCACAGCGGCACAGGUGACCGCUACGACAGGACAGGUGGACCCACUACACCUGAACCCACCCCCACCGAAGCCGACACCAUUCCCCCGUUCCUGUGGUUCGCGUGCGACUUCGGCUGGGCCUCGAACCCGUCCUUCUGCAGCUGGAGCUCUGAGGACACGGGCUCCAGGUGGCAGAUCCAGUCCAGCGGAACUCCCACCCUCAACACUGGGCCUAAUAUGGACCAUACAGGCGGCUCUGGAAACUUCAUCUACACUCUGGCCACGGGUCCACAGCAGACAGAAGUGGCCCGUCUGGUCAGCCCGAUGGUCAGCUCUCCCGACGCCGACCUGUGCGUGUCCUUCUGGUACCACAUGUUCGGACCCCACAUCGGCACGCUGCACAUCAAACAGCGCAAACAGACCCUGGACGGACCCGCCGACAUCUUACUGUGGACUGUGAGCGGUCACCAGGGCAACCGCUGGAGGGAGGGGCGCGUGCCGGUGCCCAGGACCAACAGGCCGUAUCAGGUGGUGAUCGAGGGUCAGGUGGAGAGGAAGAGCUGGGGGGACAUCGCCGUGGACGACAUCAAGGUUCUGAACGGACUGAGCGCGGCCGACUGCAAAGAUCCGGCUGUGCCCACGGAGCCGAUGCUGCCGGAGGACAGCCUCAACGAAAUCUUGGAGGAGAUGACGGAGUACCCUGACCUCGUGGAGACCAAUCAGAUCAGCGGAGCGGGCAACAUGCUCAAGACGCUGGACCCCAUCCUCAUCACCAUCAUCGCCAUGUCGGCCCUGGGCGUGUUCUUGGGCGCCAUCUGCGGCGUGGUGCUGUACUGCGCCUGCUCGCACGGCGCCAUGUCGGACAGGAACUUAUCAGCUCUGGAGAACUAUAACUUUGAGCUGGUGGACGGCGUCAAGCUAAAGAAAGACAAACUAAACGUACAGAGCUCGUAUUCGGAGGCGUGAAAGGAUGAAACGAGGAUUUUUUUUUGUAAAACGAUAAGCGACUGUGCGAAAGUGCGCGGAUUUCCGAAGAAGCCCGCGCGAGACUGUUAAGGCACAUUCUCAAGCACUAUAGGAGGAGGCGGGAUCUACGGACUAAGCCCCGCCCCCCUCGUUUGACAGAGCGACGCAACCAGCGGGAUGUCAACUCUGGACUGCUAUUUUUUCUCAGGAGCUGCCGUAAAAGAAACCUACCACUAGGGGUCACUGUGUACAAAAGAAAUACAGAAAAAAUAUGUAAAUACGAUCUAGAUAUUUUAAUUUUAUAUUUUGAUUUUCAAUUCAUUUUUACAAUCGGAUGCUGGUGUUGAGACCAAUUUAUUAAUAAUGUUUAAAGUAUUUAUCUUUUUUUUUUUUUUUUUUUUCAAAGAGAGAUGUGUUUUGUUAAAGGUCCUAUAUUACGCAGAACUGACUCUUGGGAGCUUUUAUCCGUGUUGUCGCGCUGUUACCUCAUCGAAAAACAUACCCGGAGUUGUGUUUUGUUUCGUUCACACACGUUUGAGUAAUUAUUAGGAUGUAGGGUUGUGAAAAGUAUCGAAAAACAGAUACUAACAAUACCAAAACUUGUAACAAAACUAGAUACUGAUUUGAGAAAGUAUUGAUACUAAAAAAGUCCCAGAAAUGAAGAUUUACUGAAGAGUUUUAGAAUGAUCUUGAGUUGUUUCAGAACAAGUAUAAGAGCACAUAGACUAGUAUACGCCCCUGGACCUGCUUUAGACCUGGUUUCGACCUGGUUUUGACCUUGUUUAGACCUGGUUUCGACUUGGUUUUGACCUGGUUUAGCCCUGGACCAUUGAGGGAUUACACAGAUAUAAGACCACAUGGGAAUAAAAAAGAAAAUACUACGAUUUAAUGUUGAAAAUCACAUUCUAUUAUCUGAAUAAAGAGCGUUUUUUUAUUAUCAUUGUGGUAUCGGUAUUAAGUAUCGAGUCUAUCCCUUAGUAUCGACUUGGUUAUUAGUAUCAUGACAAAACUAUUAGGCCAUCUGCAUGUCCAAAGCUCAGUCGCUCUGUUCCAAUUUGUGAUGUCAUUUAAUGGUAGUUUUAAGGUUAACUGCUAUUACUUUUACUGCUUUACUCUUCAAUAUAAUAAUGUAACAGUAACUGAAAUAUCGUGAUAUCGUAUCGUCAAAGUUCUCACAAUAAUAUCGUUGGACCAUCACAAUAUAUCGAAUCACAAGUCUCUUUGCUUAAAUUAAGAGUUACGGUGCAGAAAUAGUUAAAACAAGACAGAGAACUACAUAGACCAUGAUCCUUUGCUCCAUUUCAGUGCAGACUACAGGAACAAAUAACAGUUCUAAACUCUUUUAAGUCUCUGGAUUAAGUCUUGACAAGUCAUUUUAAGAGGAAAAAGUUGGUAUAUUAAGAGUUUUGUUCACAGCCUCCACAAAAUAUCGCAAUAAAUAUCGUACGGUGAGAUUCAUAUCGUAUUGAGAGACAUGGAUAUCGUUACACUCCUACUCUUCAAUACUCCAAAAUAACCUCAAGUCGUUGCUUUUAUUUUGGAAUAUUUUAGUUGAGAUGUGAAAUAGAAAGUCUUUAAUAUCGGCUGGUGUAUUGAGGAGUGAAGCAGUUUCACCAAAAUAGCUGUAACUUCAAAAUUUUGCAAAUCUAGGGCUGAAAAUGACUCUUUAAAAACACAAUUAAUGACAUCACAAAGUAGAACAGAGAGUUUUCAGUUUCGGUUUGUGUUUUAAACGGGUGUGAACGAAACAAAACGCAACUCCAUGUACGUUUGCGACGAGGAAACGGCAUUACAACACAGCUCGAAAAUAGUCCUCGAAGGGGCCCUUUCAGUCGAUGAAGGCUAUUGUUUAUUUUUGACAAAUUUCUACACAAAAAAAAAGAACCAUAUCCAGCGAAACUGUAGAAGUGUCCCGCGAUGUGGCAUAAACAGGGUGUGCCCAUAACACAUGACCCUGAAGCCCCGCCCACUUUCCCCCUUCGACCCCCGUCGCCCCGAAAGUGAGGGUCCAACUUCAUGGCAAUGUGUAUGGUUCUUUCUGACAGUGCCUUCCCAUCAUGCUCUCUGGUUUAGUCACAGGAAACAGGGCGUCGUCACUUCUGCUCGCAAGACGGGAUCUGUACCGUCCGACCAUCCGUUCGUUCGUUCGUCCGUCGUCCGAGAAAAACGCACUGUAAAUAUAUGUUCUAAUAUAUUUUACCGCCCUUUCCGAAAGCAAAAGUAAAGACGGCUGCAGUAUCCCUUUUUUCAUGGGUCGUUUUCGUGUGCGUGUAAAUACGAUCUCCCGGCCGUUUCGUGAAUGUUUCGUUUUGUUUCGGUUGUUUUUGUUCACAACGUGCAUUCAAGCCCAUCCAUCCAUCGAAAUCCCAUCGUAAAAAGUCAUUCUCCGGUAGUUGUUUUGACUCGACACCAGUAUUUUUUAAAUGUAGCAUGUAGCUCAUAGCGGCGGUGGGGGCGGCGAUGCUACGCUCGCUGCCGACAUACCAAAUAAAGAAGCAACAAUCAUCGCUGCUUUGCUUUAGCUCACAUCAGCGCGUCGCCUCGUCACUGUGGACAAUACAAGCUUGAAUGCACUUUGUUAUCGAUUCCCUAGCGUCAGGAGUCUGUUUUGUACGGGGGGGUUUUCGGAAAGGCCCUCGCCGUCUACGCUAACUAACUGAAGAUUGGUGCUAUCAUUACUUUGCAUUCUGCUGUAGCCGUAGCUUGAGUCGCUCACCCGCGUGUAGCAGCAGCCAUACUGUCGUGAUGUCACUGCUGAUGUCAUAACGAAGAGACGCCGGGUCAGUUUCACAAAAGCGGAUUCCAUUUUUUUCUCCAAUGGGGAUGUAACAAUAACCGAAAUAUCGUGAUAUCGUCAAAAGUCUCUCGUGUUACAAGUCCCUUUGCUUAAAUGUGUUGUUUUACUGUAGCAACACCUAAUAAACAUCGGGAACUACAUAUCCCAUGAUUCAUUUCAGCGCAACAACAUCAAGAAAUAUGUUUUUAACUUGAAUUUUUGGGAUUUUGACGGAAAUAAUUCAUACCAAAAUCUCGCCAAGGUAUUUUAAAAGCAAAAAAAGUGUCCUGUCUGCAAUUAUAUCAGCCUCGUCAAAAUAUCGCAAUAAAUAUCGUACCGUGAGAUGCAUAUUGUGAUAAUAUCGUAACGAGAUUUGGAUAUCGUUACAUCCCUAGUGACCGGACGUCUGUUUACGACCCAGGACAGUCCAUGUUUUGAGCUUUGUCCCAGCAGAUUUGUCCAAAACUGUUGAUUUGUCACAGUUUUAUACAAGAAAUGUCCCAAAUGUUCUUACUUUUGAGAAAUUUGAUAAUAAAAAGAGGCAUACAUUGUAAUUUGUUGAGGUAAAAUACAAAAAAAGCUGCUUAAAAACGACCAAAACACAAAAAAACAUGACUAUACUGACUCACGUUAGUCCCGAGUGCGUCAAAAUUUUCCUUAAUUCUGCACUCGUUUCACAAUUUUAUUAUUCCCAAUCACCCAAAACAGGGAUGCCCCAGUUUUUUUGUUUUCAGUUUUGUUUGUUUUUUAAAAUCUGGUCACUGUAAGUGUGCGUCAUUUUUAUGUUACGGUCAAACGAGGCUAUAAACGUUGCGCUAGUUGCCAAAGUUUUUAGUGGAGUGGUUUUAUUCAAAUGAUUUGUAAUUUUAAAAUAACUGAAGGGAAAUUAAAGUGUCCGAUUUGCCCGUUUUUAACUGUGUAACUGAUCAGGCCUGAUAAAAGUGGUAAUUGUGCUUUUUUUUUAACAAUAAACGAACACGAGAACUUCACAGACUCAUUCUAACAACAUUAUUCACGUGAUCAAGUGUUUACGGAUAGGCUAAAGAGUUUUAUUAUCGCUACAACGGCCUAUAGAAUGUUUACAAAAUCACCUUGUCGAACAUCAUUAGCGCGGAGGUUUCAGUUUCACUUUCACUUGUCAGUUCUUUUGCCGUUUCCAUGGUGAUGAGGCAGGAUCCACGUGGGCAGUGGGGCUGGAGGACUCUACAGUAGCUUUGAUGAUUUCCAAUGACAGGCUAUAACUGUCCUUUAAACAAACAUAUCGAUACUUUGCAGCUGAUGUCAUCAACGUUCCAUGGGGGUGUGACACUAACUGUAAGCACUGCUCUGUCUGAAGCUCUGAAAAACUCUAAUCUGAUCUUUAUUUGAACACAAUCUGGCUGGAACUACAACACGUACAGUUAGUUUCGCACCAUUUUUGUCGAAUAUCAAAUGCCUAAACAGGACCAUGAAUGCUCGUAUCGGUCACAGGCUCCUGAAGAUGCGUCGUUUAAAUCCAUUUGGUGUUUUCAGACUACAGACUUUUCAGAAGUCUUAAACUCUUUUGACCGUGUUUGGUAAAGUGUGCAUUGUGUCACCAACUGCUGAACAUUCUACCAUGGAGAUACCCUAGAACCCUAGACGACAAUUCUCCACGAACAUGACAUAAAACAGUACACUGCAACUUGACAAACCUGAUGCAAUAUGCAGUAGUUUCAUUAGAUCAUUGUUUCCCAAAUUUUAUCCUGGGGACUCAUAUUUUAAAAGUCACAAACCUUCACAAAAUCACAAAAUAAAGGUGGAUUUCAGCAUUAUUGAACGCGCCAAACAAACAAAGUCCGACUGACCCAUCCAACUGUUGUGUUUCCUUUAAAGUCCGGUGCGGUUUAUUUGUGAAAAAAGUUCAAAAAUAGACCAUUUAAUGACAGUGCGCCUGAUAAUCCAGAGCGCCUAAUAGUGCAGAUAAUACAGUACUCGACUUUGAAACAAUGAAUAACAGUCACUGAAGCAGCAAUAAAAGGAUCCAUAAGUCACCUAUUUGGACUUUAAACGUAGAACAUUUCUUUUUCUUUUCAACACUGAACUGAACCAGAAAUAGUGGAACUAAAUAUUCACUCACUCUCUCAUGUGUCAGAAGUUAUAGAGUUAUAGAGUCAGAAGGUAUAGAGUGAAUGAAUAAUGCUGAAUAAUGCUCUGUAAAGCAUCUUGUGACAAAAAAAAUGUCUGUGAAAAGUGUUAUAUAAAUAAAGCCUUACUUUCUUACUUAGAAGUGUAUAUUACAGAUUUACAUAAAGAUCAUGACAAGGCAACCCAAAAAAAUCUGUUGCGACACUGAUGUAGAACACCCCCAGCGUGAUGUCACUGCAAACUAUCAAGAGCUACUAGAGAUGAAUGACAUAACAGCGGCAAUAAAAUAUGAAAACAAGAAAAGAGGUCAAAAAUACUGAGUGUUUUGGGAGUAUUUAAUGCAUUACGUUACACAUUGGGUAUUUGUAAUGAUUGUCACAGGUAUUUGUCAUUUCUUAGUCGGCCUGUGUGAGAAGAAUCCCUCAGUUGUCCAGGUAGAAUCUGUGGCGAGGAGAAAAUUCAGUUUUUAGCCAGAGAAAAGAAUUGGUUUGAGAGGGGAGUGAAAGAAGCCAUGUUUGUUAAGAAAGAGACUCCUUCUCUAAACAGAAAUGGACUCAGACACCAUCUAGCUCCUAUUUACAACUCCAUCCUCAAAUUCUAAACAAAUAAGAGAACAACAGGUGUAGUCAGGUCAGGUCCAGAGGUGUGGAAGCUCCAUUAUGGCCAUGAAUUUUUAUGCUAAUUAGACCCCACACCCUGUACAGGUCAAUGGGCCUAACUAACAAAACUGUAAACAAGUGUGUGUGUUAGUUUCAGUGUAGUUUCAGUGUAGUUAGCUCCUCCCUGCAGAUAUAAGGAAGUGUCCACCAGAGUCUGACCAGAACUGAAGAAGCAGCUUGGAUGAACUGAGAAACGUCUUCAACCAAACUAACUUUUGUCUAGUCGACAAACUGAAUUUUCUCCUCGCUCAGUCGGCCUAUGGUAUAGCCUACAACAGGGGUGGGCAAACUACGGCCCGGGGGCCAUAUGCGGCCCUUUAAUCAUUUUAAUCUGGCCCACAGAAUUUAAAUAAUAUUAAUCAUUUUCAGUCUUUUAAAAGUGAUUUCAAUAAAUAGUAAAUACCAUGGGACUUGAAAGACAGAUAUUUGUUGUGAUGCUUUGUACUGAUUUUCAAUUAUGGGAUAUUUCAAUAACAUGGGAUAUUUUUUCUACAUAUCCCAUGUAAUUUUUUUCUCUUAUGAGGUGGAUUACCAAAAAACUCCAUUCAUCUGCUUCUGGUCCGGCCCUCCCAUCAAAUUUUAGAAUCCUUUGUGGCCCAUGAGUCAAAAAGUUUGCCCACCCCUGGCCUACAAGCUAGCGAUCUGAAACUGACUCCAAAACACAAGGCUGCCAAGUGUCGCUCAAACUAGCUCGCUAGCUUGCUAGGUAACGUAACGACAAAUAUUCAUUCUUGCUCAAACUGUUCUGAUUUAAUCCGAUGUGUGUUUUGUGAAACUGACCCGGGCUCGGUGCGGGGAGGGCGGGGACAUUACCUCAAUCAGGUCCGAAAAAAACGUCUCCUCUGUGCGGCUUCACCAAAGGACUUUUCACCGCUCACCGACGUCACCAACGAAAGACUGGCUUUGUAGAGCUUUUGUACCACUUUUUAGCUCCGCCCCCACGCCCCUCUUUGUGAACUCUUCUCUGGGGACAAUCCCGUGACAGGGCCGUACCGGAGCAUCGGAACUUUGUGUGAACUUUUAGUAAAAGGGGCCGGCUCUGGGACGCUACGCUAGCCCACGGAGCCGCUAACAAUCACGAUAUUGGUCCAAGGGUGUUUUUCUACGUGUGUGUGCUUUACGUCGUGUUGUGGUGAAGACUUCAACUUCUUUUUCGUAAUUUUUUUUUCUUGUUUUUCAGUUUUUUUUGCCCACCCUUCUCGUCUUUACUGCUUCAAGCUCUUUCGGACAGUAGCUAAAGGACUAAGCUAGCUAGAGAAAACGGAUACUGUAGCGCUGGACUCAAGAUGUUGCACUGAUAAAUAUAUUUAAAAAGAUUUAUGUGUUUUUAGCGUUCAUUUGCAAAAAAAAAAUUAAAUAAAUGUGGAAAAAAAUGACAAAAAACACCUGUUUCAUUUUGAUAUAGAGUUUCAGAUUAUGUGAAAUAAUUCUGAAAUGUAAAAAAUGAGAUGCUUUGCCCCCUCCCCCACCAUGGACAUAUUAACGCUUCGUUUUGUACUGUCAUCCGAUUUUGUGCAGAUUUUGUUUUGUUUUUUACAAGAUGAAAAUAAGACUUUUAUUUUCAAUACUGCUUCUGUAAUUUGCUGUUGUAGGAAAAAAAUGAAUAAACAGCAAGGCCUUAUAAAAUGG
Boleophthalmus pectinirostris (great blue-spotted mudskipper) is the source of this 10700-nucleotide messenger RNA. It is a transcript of the gene nrp1a, whose product is annotated as neuropilin 1a. The transcript is spliced from 18 exons. Gene Ontology annotation, cellular component: membrane. NCBI's taxonomy places the organism in Eukaryota, Metazoa, Chordata, Actinopteri, Gobiiformes, Gobiidae. The record is from RefSeq and is a predicted model, not a curated record. Bases 759 to 3530 code for a protein of 923 amino acids. Gene Ontology annotation, molecular function: semaphorin receptor activity; vascular endothelial growth factor receptor activity. Gene Ontology annotation, biological process: angiogenesis; vascular endothelial growth factor signaling pathway; axon guidance.